Molecule: messenger RNA, 5832 nt
Organism: Dermacentor silvarum
Lineage: Eukaryota; Metazoa; Arthropoda; Arachnida; Ixodida; Ixodidae
Product: BICD family-like cargo adapter 1
Exons: 9
Coding region: 680-2542 (620 amino acids)
Source: RefSeq, a predicted model, not a curated record
CCGCGAGACAGCGCGCGCGCGCGCGCGGCGGGUUUGUAACUUUUGUGUGAUUUUCCGGCGGCGGGUCGACCUCCUCUCUCUCUUGGCCACCGGCGUCAGGUAGCGAAGCCGGGCGAAGCGGCAAGCUCGCAGUUGCGUACGGAGCGCGGCAAGAUUCGGGACGUCCGAUGAAACGUACGCUCGAGACGUACGCCGUGUGGCAUGGCUUCGUGACUCGCGCGUCUCUCCUGUUCCGGCGGUGCAACUUGCGGGAACACACGGAUUCACCCACGUGCUAGAUUUGACAUGAAGAGCGGCGGCAACCGCAUCGCCGUCAGCAGCGCUAUCCAGCAGGUGGCAACAACAUUCCUUCAGCGACGCCGGGGUUGAUUGAGCUUGUGACAGCUGCGGCAGGAUAUACGGUGGUGUCGUCGACGCGCCACUUCUUCGUCUUGAUGGAUACCCAUCGGCGGCUUGCGACCGAAUCGCCGGUGUCAUUCACCUAAACGAGUCGCCGUACUAUACUACUACGCUUGCCGUUCGCCUGUGCUUGACACUUCGCCGCCGCAGAUCGACAGACCUCGCUGGAUUGUCGGAGCGUCCCAUGUGGUUGAUGCGUUAUGAGUGUUGUUGAGUGCGACUGCGUGUGAUUGUUGUGCGCGACGCAGCCCUUCUCUGAUGCGUGGCGGUGAGUACUGUGAUGUGUGCGUGCCGGCUGGAAGGGAUGCAGCCGACGACCGGCGCUAGUCACUCGCCCAUGCUUGGCGAACUCGAGGAUUACUUGCACGAGAUCCGGGGCCGGGACGUCGUGCCCGACGAUGACGAGGCGGACCCCGGCGACGUCUACUCUCAGCUGGCGCAGAAGGAGAAAGACCUUCUGCUGGCAGCCGAGAUCGGCAAGGAGCUGCUCGAGCGAAACUCGGACCUCAGCCGCCAGAAUGAACGACUCACCGAGGAGUACUCGAGGAAGCUCGAGGUGCUGGAGCAGGAGAAGCACGCCCUGCGCCGCAAGCUGGAGUCCCUGUCGGGCGAGAGCGACAGCCGGCUGGCCGAGCUGCAGGCCGACCUGGCGCAGGCCAGGCAGCAGCUGGCCGACCAGCAGGAGCUGCUGCGGGCGCUCGAGAAAGAGCGCGGCGCGCUCGUGCACGAGAUGAGCGACCAGAACCAGCGGCUCGCGCAGGAGCUCAAGGCGGCGCGCAGGGCCGAGGACCAGGCUGCGGGACAGUACCGCAGCCUGCGGCAGCAGCUGUCGCUGCGACGCUCCAGCCUGGACGACCACGUGGCACAGCUGCAGGGACUGCGGGACGAGAUUACGCUUCUGUCGGAGCGCAAGGCCGAGCUGGAGCGGCGCAUCUCGGCACUGGUUGACGAGCGCGAGAGCCUGAGCCUGUCCCUCGAGGAGUCCGGGGACCGCAUACUGCUGCUGGAGAAGCAGAGGCACGAGUACGAGACGCAGAUCCGGCAGCAGCAGCGGGACAUGGAGGAGCUGCGCAUCGCCAACGGCCAGCUGCAGGACCGCAUGGACGCCCUGCAGAGGCAGCGCACCUCCUCUCCCCUCCUCAACGGCCUGCUCAACAGCACGGGGGGACAGCGGUCGCUCUUCAACGAGAUCGAGAUGUCGUCUAGCUCCUCGGCCGACGACGAGGCCGGCAGCACGGGCCGCCGCAGCCGACAGCCCUCGCAGCUGGGCUCUUCGUCGGCGGGCUUUCCGGGGGACUUCGACGAGAUCGAGUGCGACGACUGCGACCUGGCCACCGAUGAGGACAAGCAGCUUCGGCAGGAGCUGGCGCAGGCCGUGCAGGAGCUGCAGCGGCUCGCGUCCGAGCUCCGGCGGCAGAGGGAGAGCAGCUCGGUCAACUCGGACAGCGGAGUGCCCCCGUCGCCACAGGAGCUCGACCCGAGCGAAGUGAGCGCCCACAUGCUGCAGGCGGUGGUGGCCGACCUCAGGGCGCUGCUGCACGACAUGCUGGCCGGCGGAGCGGCCGUGUGCCAGGCGUGCCAGGCAGCGGCCGAGCGCGCCCGCGAGGAGGCCGAGCUUCGGCGCGAGCUGGCGGACAAGAGCGACGAGCUGCGCCGUCGCAGCGCCGACCUGGCCGAGGCCCAGCGGCAGCUGGCGCUUCGCGACACCGAGCUGCGGGCGCUGCACGAGGAGCGGGACAGGCUGCGCGACGACGUGGGCAGCAGCCGCAUGGCCAAGGACGAGAUCGUCAAGAUGGCGUGGAACACGCGGGACCAGGCCGUCGCCAGGAAAAACAACACGGAGAUUGAACUGGCCAAGACCCGCAUCGAGCUGAUGCACAUCAACAGCCAACUAAUGGAGGCCAUCCAGCAGAAGGUGGAACUCUCCCAACAGCUGGAGCAAUGGCAGGUGGACAUGCAGUCCCUGCUGGAUGAGCGUGUCCAAAAACAACUGCGGAGCCAGGAGGCUGAGGACCGUCGACGAAAGGCACAGGCAGCUGCAGCCAACGGUGCCUCCGCGUCACCGCAGCAGAAGACACCCAGCAAGGGGGGCAAGCUGUUUGGACUGUGGAAGAAACAGCAGACCCCUCAGACGCCCCAGUGAGCCCCCCGUUGGGACUCUGUGUGCUGUGCCCUACACCUCUCUCCCCUGCGCUCAUGAACUGACCACAGAAGUGCCAGUAAACUGCGGUCUCCAGUGUCCGCUGCCAUUCAAGAGAUCUUGAAACCCGCCUUGUUCCCCUAUUUGGGGAAGAGACUGGAAAAACCCUUGAGCAUACAUUUCUCAUCUCAUCAAUGUCAUCGUUGCGUUGAUGUCGUGCGCAGACGCUUUAUUUUUGUGUUGCUCUCGUGUUGUGCACACCGACGCGAGAAUUAGAAUAUUGUUGUUGGUCGUCAAGUGCGUUGUUGCGUGUCACACAUUUUAGCACUCUUUACUGAUGCAGACCUUCUCUCAUUUCUGGUGCUCUGCAAGCAGACUUUGGGAUGUUGCCUGUAGACUGUCUCGUAGUCGAGUGAGAGAAUGUUAUAUGCCACGGGAAAGGCUUCUGAGCGCUCAGUCAGUGGGUUUUAUCCCUAACUGCACAUUAUAUUUAUGUGCGAUAGAAUUGUUCAGGCAGCAAUACUGAAAUGUAUGAUUUACGAAGAGUCUAAUAUAUGCACUAGCUGUACUGUUGCUGUUUUAGAAUUCAGAAAUGAACACGCUACCUUGGGUAAAAUGCGUAUGAGCAAACAAUCAUGCAAUGUUCUCCAAUGAUGCCUUACUUCAGAGGAAUACACUUGUUGAGCAAUUUUAAUUUAUUUCUAAUUAUUUCAGCGGUUCUUUAAUUCAUUGUCGCUGCUGCUUUUCUCUGGUACUGAUUGCCAAUUAGCACAACUAUAAUAUAAUUUAAGUAUCCUUGAUUGUGACGCUUAUACAAUUCAACACUGCCAUGCAAAUGAUUUGCUACCUUGCAGAAUCUAUUUCAACGUUAAAAUUUCUUCACUUAUGUGGUUUCUGCAACAUAGUUGUAGACCAUGUUAAACUGAUUUAAAUAGUGCUUUUUUAUUUACAGAAAACGUUGCGUAUACUCACCAAGAACUAAAGUUUAUGUAUGCUGUGUGGUCAAUUAUCAGAUUAUUUUCAAACCCAGCGGUAUUGAGUCUUUUAAGCGCAGGUUAAAUGUGACAUUCAUAGAAACGCACAAUGUGUAUUUGCUUUUUCGUGCAUACAACAAUCCUUUCUCUAGCGCGCCGAAUCGCAGUGUACUACAGAAUCCCUAGGAUAGAUAUGAGUCAUCGUUGUCGCUAUAGCAUAUUUACAAAACGUUGCCAGGCCUUGGUUCAGCCAAAGGGUCCUUACAGGUGCCAGUGCACUUGUUGACCUUUUGAUGGCACAUGCUGUUGAUAUUUACAAUGUACAUAUUAAAUGAUAGUUGCAACUUCUCAAGGACAUCAAUCUCUUUCCAAGAUCUGUGUGUAAAUAUGGAGUUCUGUUCGAAGCUUUAUUAGAAACACUUUGCAGUGGUGACUAGGGUGUUUGAUGCUUGGCUGCAAAGGUACACACGUAUUUCUCCUCCAGAGGACAGUGUGGGCUUUGUUCGAUCACUUUAAGCUAAUAUGCAGCAAAGUUUGUGCAUGUAGUUCUUGUUCACUGAAGCCAUAAACAUUUUUCUGGCUGUUUGCAUCAAGUCUCUUGUGGCCUAAAAAUCAUGUGCCUCUUAUGUGCAACGAUGUAUUGACUGAGGUUGAGUACAUGUAAUGGGAUUCAUUGUGUGCCCAUUGCCCACAACUGGGCACUAGCAAUGUGUGGCACAUGCACAUGUGGGACCAGCUAUUGUCCUCGAAACACUCCAGCAGAAUUUCCAUUCAAGUACUGGGUAGGCAUCGUACAACACAUCAGCAAAAAUUUCUCAUCUAGCCACAAGUGCUGCAUUAAGUGAAUGGAGAUGUUUUCAGCUGCAGUUUAGCAGUCUUGUAGAAUGUUCCUUUGGCUGUUGAAUUUCAUUACUUUCAAAGGUUCGUGCUUAACAAUUGCUGUUCGAGGUACUGGCAUUUUAAACUCUUGCCACCGUGCAUGAAGCAACUGGUAUCACAAACAGAAAAUUGUUAUUUUGCACCAUACACCACCAGUUCUCACUAGCAAUAAAUUCAAGGCAUGUGGGCAAAAAAAAAAACAAAGAAAAACCUUUGCUAUGCAGAGCUCUGCUAAACAUAUCAGGGCAUUUCAUUUAAGUGCAUUUGCUUUUUCAAGCAUCCGUUAGUGCUUUAAGACCCAGUCUACCUUUGAGAAUAGCAUGAAUCUGUAGCAAAAGUGACUUUUCUUUGCAGCAUUUUGACUUUAGAGUUACGUGCUUUUACUAGCUUGACAAUUUUCUUGCGUUUCUGUCAAUUUGUCAGUGUCGGCUUCCGUUUCUUGCGUCACAAGAUAGUGCACAAAAUCAUCAUCGAGCACAGUUUGCAGUAGCUUACCUAGCCACACUAGCUAUUUUGUCUCCGUGUUUUCCUACACCUUUGGCUUAGCCUGUUGUUUCCCAGCUUCACAACCACCUGUUUCUCAUACAAGCUUUUGUACAACUGUACAUACAGUCUACUGUGGGAUACCUUCGUGCGUGUAUGAAGGCAUCACUUGUGUUUGUUUUAUCUAAGUCAGUGAAAGGAUAACGUGCUGAUAGAGGCCUUUAUUUUGUAUGUACAAUAUGGACAAAAGAUUUCACGACGCUGCGUGGCUUUUGUGCAGAUAGAAAUCUGCAAGUGAAAUAGCUAUCGAGAGGACAAAUCCCAAUCAAGUGCCAACGGGUACUGAAAAAAAAAAAACAGCUUGCAGUGAGCAUUAGGUAAACAUUCGUAAAGCAAUAGCAAAUUAACGUAGUAUUUCUUGACGAAAUGGGAAACAAUUGAUGCUACAGAUGUAGUAUUGAGUGUAUCUGCUCAAGGAUUGAGCUAACUUUUGGUACCUACCACAAGUGCAGACAAAGUGCCUGCAUCACUUAAGAAAAUUUUAAAUGCUCGCUUUGAGCCCUCAGAAUAACCUUUUUUUGAAAAUUGCUUUCAACUUUAAAAGAGCAAAUUCAGUUUAGAAAAGGUGAAGUUUGGGUAGGCUGUUCGAAAUAAGCCUUAAAAUGUAAAAAAAAAAAAAGUUUCUUUGUUGGGGCCCCUAACCAUGGUCAACUUGCAAAUAACCCCAGCACCCAAAUUGCUAUGACCUUUUAAUGACCAACCAUAACCUAGUGCUGCUGCUACAGACAGCGCUGUGGUCGUGUUGAACUCACUGCUGAUUAGGACAUGCGAGCAAACAACCAAAUUCAGAGUUGAUUUUGCAUACGUUUAAAUAUGUGCAUGCACAUGACUGCAAAACAGAAAAGUGUGCACUGUUGUGAAAUAAAAGAUGUCACAUUCAUGUUUGCAUGGCGAGAA